CCGGCGGGCGAGGGAGCGCGCAGCCGCGACGAGGGCGGGGGAAGAAAAACACCCUGUUUCCUCUCCGGCUCCCACCGCGGAUCAUGUACCAGGAUUAUCCCGGGAACUUUGACACCUCGUCCCGGGGCAGCAGUGGAUCUCCUGCGCACGCCGAAUCCUACUCCAGCGGCGGCGGCGGCCAGCAGAAAUUCCGGGUAGAUAUGCCUGGUUCGGGCAGUGCCUUCAUCCCCACCAUCAACGCCAUCACGACCAGCCAGGACCUGCAGUGGAUGGUGCAGCCCACAGUGAUCACCUCCAUGUCCAAUCCGUACUCCCGCUCGCACCCCUACGGCCCCCUGCAGGGCCUGGCCUCCGUGCCUGGGCACAUGGCCCUCCCGAGACCUGGUGUGAUCAAGACCAUCGGCACCACUGUGGGCCGCAGGAGGAGAGAUGAGCAGCUGUCUCCUGAAGAGGAGGAGAAGCGUCGGAUCCGGAGGGAGAGGAACAAGCUGGCCGCGGCCAAGUGCCGGAACCGCCGCCGGGAGCUGACGGAGAAGCUGCAGUUGGAGACGGAGGAGCUGGAGGAGGAGAAGUCUGGCCUGCAGAAGGAGAUUGCUGAGCUACAGAAAGAGAAGGAGAAGCUGGAGUUCAUGCUGGUGGCCCACGGGCCCAUGUGUAAGAUCAGCCCUGAGGAGCGCCGAUCGCCACCUGCCUCUGGGCUGCAGCCCCUCCGUGGUGGGGUGGGUGCUGUGGUGGUGAAGCAGGAGCCCAUAGAAGAGGACAGCCCCUCGUCCUCGUCGGCGGGGCUGGACAAGGCCCAGCGCUCAGUCAUCAAGCCUAUCAGCAUUGCCGGGGGCUUCUAUGGGGAGGAGCCGCUGCAUACCCCUAUUGUGGUGACCUCCACGCCUGCCAUCACUCCAGGCACCUCGAACCUCGUCUUCACCUACCCCAGCGUCCUGGAGCAGGAGUCUCCCGCCUCGCCCUCAGAGUCCUGCUCCAAGGCUCACCGCAGAAGCAGUAGCAGUGGGGACCAGUCAUCAGACUCCUUGAACUCCCCGACUCUGCUGGCCCUGUAACCCAGUGGACCACUCCUCCCAGCUCCAGAGGGGGCCUUGGCCUGGCCUCCUCCCAGGGACCAGCACCUUUCAGCACUCCAGGGCCUUGAGGGCAACAGGGGGGAACCUGCCAGAGAGCUUCCUGGCUCCAGGGAGACUCAGGCGGGAUUUGGUGGUGAGGCAUCGGAGGACCUUGGGAUGAACCCUUGGAAUUCAUGGGAACUACCCCCUCAUUCAUCUUGCAAGCAAAUCCUGUUUCUUGAAAAGCCUUGGAGAACCUGUUUUGGUAGACUCAGAAGUCUCUCUGGCUUCCGAAGAGCUGAUCUGGACCAUUCCUAACCCCAUGUUACAGCGUUGUCUCUGGAGUGAUGGUGUCCUUCCCCACCCCCACCCAGCAUGCUCAGUGCCUUUUUGGUUCCACCUCCUUUCUAUCAGCCCUUUCCUCCCCCUAGUUUCAAUUUCACUCCUUGGUUUUUAUCAGAUUUUGCCAUGACAUUUCAUCUGGGUGGUCUGAAUAUUAAAGCUCUUCAUUCCUGG
Messenger RNA from Elephantulus edwardii (Cape elephant shrew), 1571 nucleotides. RefSeq names its product FOS-like antigen 2 (gene FOSL2). The coding region runs from base 84 to 1055 and encodes 323 amino acids. Gene Ontology annotation, cellular component: nucleus. Lineage: Eukaryota; Metazoa; Chordata; Mammalia; Macroscelidea; Macroscelididae. Gene Ontology annotation, biological process: regulation of transcription by RNA polymerase II. Gene Ontology annotation, molecular function: RNA polymerase II cis-regulatory region sequence-specific DNA binding; DNA-binding transcription factor activity, RNA polymerase II-specific. The record is from RefSeq and is a predicted model, not a curated record. The transcript has 4 exons.